CAUUUUCUAAUUUGCUAGCAUUGAGUUGGCUUGUGGAUUAAAUUUAUACCUAUUUAAUUUUAGUAUUCCUUCACUAUGUUUUGAAUUUCAGCUAGGUAUCUUUGUUAUUUAUUGCCAAUUACAUAUUGUAAAAUAAAUAAUAAAACUACCACCAUGUCGGCUCACGAGCAAAUGAGGGCGAUGUUGGAUCAAUUGAUGGGAACAGCUCGCAAUGGCGAAACGGAUAGACAUGGUGUCAAAUUCUAUGAUGAUUCCGUAUGCAAAUCCUUUUUACUGCAAUGCUGUCCUCAUGAAAUCUUAUCUUCUACGCGCAUGGAUCUAGGUGAGUGUCCAAAAAUUCAUGAUCUGGCUCUGCGUGCAGACUAUGAGUUAGCCUCGAAAACCAAAGAUUAUUUCUAUGAUAUUGAUGCAACAGAGCAUUUAGAGGCGUUCAUAGCAGAUUGUGACCGUCGCACGACCGCGGCGAAACAGCGUCUCGCUGAGACACAAGAAGAGCUAUCAGCGGAGGUUACUGAGAAAGCAAAUGCUGUUCAUGAGUUGGCUGAGCAAAUUGGGCAGAAGUUGGCCCGAGCUGAAGCUUUGGGGGAAGAGGGCAUGGUCGAAGAGAGUGUCAAAUUAAUGGCAGAGAUAGAUGAACUGCGUAAAGAGAAGGCAGUGGCAGAGCAAGAGUACCGUAACUCAAUGCCGGCAUCGUCGUACCAACAGCAGAAGUUGCGAGUGUGUGAAGUGUGCUCUGCGUACCUCGGUAUCCACGAUAAUGACCGCCGUCUGGCUGAUCACUUUGGCGGCAAACUCCAUCUUGGGUUUAUUACUAUACGUGAGAAGCUAUCUGAAUUGAAGAAAACGGUAGAGAAGCGUCGCGAGGAGCGCGGUGCGGAACGCGAGCGCAGCGGCGGACGGCGGCACUACGUGGGCGGCCGCGAGCUCGACCGCCGCGCGCGGAGACACCGCGAGGUGCCGCGCGACCGCGAGCGCAAGGACAACGAGCGGGAGCGCGAGCGGGAGCGUGGGCGCGACCGUGAGCGGGAGCGUGAGCGUGAGCGGGAGAAGAAACGCAGCCGGUCCCGCAGCAAGAGCAAGCGCGCGUCGCGGUCCCGGUCGCGCGGCCGCUCGGCGCGCCGCAGCCGCUCGGCGCGCUCCGCCUCGCGCGAGCGCCGCCGCGACUAGCGCCCGCCGCCGCCACACCCAACAUGCAGCUUGGCUUAGAUUUGCGCUUGCCAACAACAAUAUGGGGUUGUAUUGGACGUUUUGAAAUUUUGGUCAGGCUAUUUUUUUUAUGUAAAUGGUUUAUUUUGUACAUUUUUGGCGGGUUAGACACAGUUUUGAGUUUAAGUUGAAAUGUUUUUAUGCUUGAAUGAUAAAAUAAAUAGAAUACGGAUUAUAAAUAUUUACAUGUGUCAACACUAAAAUAUUAGACUUUCUGUAAAACAGCUAAAUUGCCCGUCCUCAAUAAAUUGAUGACAAUACACCUUUCAUAUGUGCAUCCUAUUGUUAACUUGUAAAUUAUCAGUUACUAAAUACUAUCAACUCUUUCGUACGUGUUUUCUAUUAUUACAUUUCCUCAUUACUUCUGUAUCCCUCUCAGAUAGCUAAUUAUUUCUAGGCAUAUACGGUUCAAAUGUACUAAAUAAAAAAGACUUUUUGCAAAACUUUUGUAGCAAGCAUGGGGAUUGUAACAAGCGCAAAGCUAAUACGAAUUGUUUGGUCGGAGAUAUGAAUGGAGAAUAGAAUAAUUUUUCAGUUUCGAAAAAUUGUAUUUUGUUGCGUAUAUAACUUAUAUACCAUGUUUCUUAAGUUCAAACUCCAUCAUUGUAAUAAAAUCUUAUUUUACCUCGAUUCAUAGAAUUGCUUUUUUCCAUGUGACUGAAAAACAUCACAAAUCACAAUAUAGGAAAAUCGAUACUGAGGUGCAGUGACAGAAAGAAAUUUCUGAUUACCAUAGCUUAUUUAAUAUAUUGGAAUAGUAUGUAAUGUAAUAAUGUAAUGUAGCAUAAGGAAUUUAAUGUUGAAUAUUAUAUAAUAUGUAUUACUUUUCUUUGUUUGCCAUAUUUGUUUUAAUCUCGCAUAAAUAUACAAUAAUGUUGAUAAUAUUUAAUGAAAUGUUUUAUUUUAGAAAAAUUUAUUACAAAUUCAAAAUUGUAUAAAAAGUUUUUAAAUUCUAACUUCUAAGCAAUAUUUUUAAUUUGUUUCUUUGUGGCAGACAAAGUAAAUGUGAUUAGAGUUAUAGCUCAAAAGACUUAGCAGAUAUUGUGACACAUAUAGAUAGGUAAUAGUCGACAAUAUGCUUAGGUUUUGAGUUCUAGCGUUAAUGAGUUCAUUAAGACUUUUGUAAAUUUUUGCACUGAACUGUGUACGAUAAUUAAUUAUUAAUAUUACUAUGAUUGUAAUAUUUUAGGUAGUGAUUGCAAAGAAUUUCAAUAAAUAGAUAAGUCUAGGAUUAGAAUGCAUGAUUCCCAUGUCUUAUUGUAAGAUUUUAAAAUUCUUAUAUUUGCUUUUUUAUUGUUAUUUUCAACUAUAUGCUUGUUCCAAGAUUGCGCAGGCCUAGUAAGUUAAUUAAUAACGACAAUUCUGGUUUUGUGACAGCAUCCUAAAUAUAAUCCAGUCUAUUACUGUUAAUAUUAUUUUACCAUAUUUUGUGUUAAAAUAAAAUGUUUUCAAAA
Molecule: messenger RNA, 2660 nt
Organism: Colias croceus (clouded yellow)
Lineage: Eukaryota; Metazoa; Arthropoda; Insecta; Lepidoptera; Pieridae
Product: putative RNA-binding protein Luc7-like 2
Exons: 8
Coding region: 154-1167 (337 amino acids)
Biological process (GO): mRNA splice site recognition
Cellular component (GO): U2-type prespliceosome; U1 snRNP
Molecular function (GO): mRNA binding
Source: RefSeq, a predicted model, not a curated record